UCGACUGUGGUUGGUCAAUUUCUUACUCUUACUUCCUACUUCUUGCUAUUUACUUCCAAUGUAGACGUCCCUUAACGCGAGCAAAUCUAUUCUGAGGUCACUUUUGGAUCGAACGCAACAACUUUUGGUUUUAUAGGUUAUAUCUCUCUUAGACGUUCUCUUAAGCUGAUUUUUUCGUUGCUCGUUCCAUAAAUAAAAAUUUUAUAUAAUAUACUUGUGACAAGACAAGUUAAAGAUUAUUGACUAAAAAAAGUGAAUUACUGAUAAACUGUAUUGAAUCUCCGCUGUAAAAUGCUAAAGUUCUUGAUGUAUUAAAAGCAAGUGUUCUAUUUUAUUUACUGUCAACAUUACGAAAGGCUAUACAAAUCAGUUUUGAGUCAGUAAUUUGGCAUUAUGGCAGAUCGUUUGACACAAUUGCAAGAUACUAUUAACCAGCAAGCAGAACACUUUUGCAACAGCGUUGGUAUUCUACAGCAGUAUUCUACACCCAGUAAAUUUCCUGGCUUUGAUCGUAUUGGCACACCACAGCCACAUCAAACUCAAGAAGAUUAUGCUUCUUUAUUUGCAACUCUCAUUGCAAGGUGUGCAAAGGAUAUUGAUACAUUAAUAGAGAGUUUGCCAAGUGAAGAGUCAUCUCAAGAACUUCAAGUAGCUAGUCUCAAUCGGCUUGAACAAGAAAAUCAAGAGGCUGGUGAACAACUGGAAGAAAUAGUGAGACAAGGAGAAGCAUUGCUUCAGCGAAUUCAAGCUGCUCUGCAGGAUAUAGCGCAGAGCCAGUUGGACAUGCAGAAUCCUACAUCCACAGCUGUGAUCAAUAUGAAUCUAAAUACUAAUCCCAUUAUAAAACAGGAACCUCUUAGUUCUAUCAACACAGUACCUUCAAAUAGCACACAUCAACUAUCAGACCCUUCACCUAAUUCAAUAAAUCAAUGACAUAUUUAUGAUUUGUUGUAA
This is a messenger RNA of Odontomachus brunneus, 954 nucleotides long. It is a transcript of the gene MED21, whose product is annotated as mediator of RNA polymerase II transcription subunit 21. Gene Ontology annotation, biological process: regulation of transcription by RNA polymerase II. The record is from RefSeq and is a predicted model, not a curated record. The transcript has 3 exons. Gene Ontology annotation, molecular function: transcription coregulator activity. The coding region runs from base 394 to 933 and encodes 179 amino acids. Gene Ontology annotation, cellular component: mediator complex. NCBI's taxonomy places the organism in Eukaryota, Metazoa, Arthropoda, Insecta, Hymenoptera, Formicidae.